Messenger RNA from Gadus chalcogrammus (walleye pollock), 1677 nucleotides. It is a transcript of the gene mcur1, whose product is annotated as mitochondrial calcium uniporter regulator 1. Lineage: Eukaryota; Metazoa; Chordata; Actinopteri; Gadiformes; Gadidae. The transcript has 9 exons. The record is from RefSeq and is a predicted model, not a curated record. Bases 98 to 1027 code for a protein of 309 amino acids. Gene Ontology annotation, cellular component: mitochondrion; mitochondrial inner membrane. Gene Ontology annotation, biological process: positive regulation of mitochondrial calcium ion concentration; calcium import into the mitochondrion.
UUCAAGAGAAACUAAAAAGGGAGUAGGCCUACAUAUGCAAGUGGUGGUGAGUGUAGCUCCGUUCUACUGUUUGAAUCGUUGUGGCCAGGAUUAAGAAAUGUUAUUGAAUCUGUUUCAUUCAAGAGCGAUCGUACAUACUAUUUGGUGUGAUUUUAAAUGUGUUCCCGUGGUCAGUUAUUAUGUUAAAGCAACGACACGGCUCACAUCAUUGAAUAAGAUAUGUUUGAAUAGCGUGAACGCCUCGCGGGGAUUCACCAUCGAUCAUAGUGUUUUAAGCAAGAAGACGUCCCCGGUAUUAGGAAAAUCUCCUAGACCGGUUACUACCCGCCGGUUAUUAGACACAACACGUGUGUUUGUACGAGAGCUGAGUACCUCCCUCAGACAACUCCAGUAUGAUCUCAAGGCAGGCGAUCCCAGGGCGGGGGGCCGGGCACGCCUCCUUUUUGACACCCACGCCAUGGUUCGACUCCUUGAAGACAACGGUUUCAGCACGCCGCAGGCGGAGGUGAUGGUCAGCAUGCUGGUCAGGACCACCCACUCAAACAUGGACGCCAUCUACAGCGACAUGGCCACCAAAGUGCAGCAGGAGAUAAUGUUGCAGCGAGUCAUGUCCCAGAUAGCAGCCGUCAAGAAGGACAUGAUCAUUCUGGAGAAGAGCGAGUUCUCCAUGCUGCUGGCAGAGAAUGAGAAAGUCAAGAUACAUCUGUUACAGCUGAAGGGUCAGCUGGCUGACUUGAUGAAUAAGGUGCGCUCCGACACCCUUUUAGACAUGAGCAUCGAGAAAAGCCGUGUGAAGGAAAUGAAAGCACUGUAUGAGAAGAAACUCUUGGAAACGCGAACAGACAUAAUGGAAAUGAAUGCAGAGCACGAUUGCCAUUUGACCCGGACUAACAUGAAAAUAGACACAGAGGUGGCAGGUCUUAAGACUAUGUUGGAAUCACACAAAUUGGACACCAUCAAAUACCUUGCAGGUUCAGUGUUUACCUGUCUGACAGUGGCCUUGGGUUUCUAUCGCAUUUGGAUGUAAACGAAUCAGCAACACUUCCACUGCAUUCCAUUCAAAUGUGUUUAAACUGUGUUAAUGUAUUCUCCAACACAUCCGGGUUUCCACUGCACAAGGUCCCCUUUUACUUACCGAGUCUGCUGCCUGUUUAUGGAGAUCAGGUUUGUCUUCAGGUCUCCAGAUUCAGUUACUGCACACCAAGGAAGACAUGCAUCCCAUUGGUCUUAUGGAAUAAGAGCACAAUUCCCUGGGUUGAACGAGUCGUGGAUGGAUUGCUUUCAUUCUAUCGACAUUUAGUAACAUAUACAUUUGGCCAAAAGCCAAAAAGUGUGCUUUGAAAAGGAAUUUAAAUCUUCAAUAAUAUUUAGUAAAAUUUAUUAAGUUAAUAUUGUCUUUAUAAUUCAAAUUAUGGUAAUAAGCUAGCCUGGCAAGCCAGACCCAUAUCGGAAAGAUAUUGGCUCCCUGGCUGACUCCCUGGCUGCAAAUUCAAUUUGCUGCCGCUAGGGGCGUCUAGAUUUCUAGGCUAGUAAUAACCAUGACCAAAAUAACAAUAAAAAUGUUUAUUUGAGAUGCAAACAACUGACUACACUGCAAGGUCAUAUAACCUGAAUUAUAUUAUUUAUUGAGAUCAAAUAUUUGUUAUCACAUCAUUGUUAAUAAAAGCUUAUUUUAUU